ACAAAGUACUACUAACUAACAACAAAAAGAGGAAAUUUUGGAACCAAAAAAAAAAAAAACUUACCUACAAUUUUUUUUUAAUGAAAAUCCCAAAUUAAUGAAAGAAAAAGGAAGUUUUGUAAAGAAAUUUGAAGAUUUGUAAUGUCAAUGCACUGAAAAUAAAAAAAAAUCUCCUCAUUAGAGAAAGAACCAAUAGUGGAUGAUCAAUCAAAUUUUCAAGGGGCAAAGGCCCAUCUUGAAAUGGGAUCAUCAGAUGAAAGAGCAGUACUUCAACUUGAGGAUGAGAAUCCUGUCAGAGUAGAGCAUUUUGAUAGAAAGGCAUCUUCUUUGGGCACUGCUCCUCAAAGAUCUUCUUAUGAUCUCGAGGCAGAUGAUGACAGUCAUAAAAGUAUAUUGUAUAGCAUACGAAGGAACAUUAAGAUUUUUUUUUUCUCCAACAAGUUAAACAUACUUGUACCUUGUGGCCCUUUAGCGAUACUUGUGGAUGAGUUAACUGAUCAACAUGGAUGGACAUUCAUACUUAGCUUGUUAGGCAUCAUUCCCCUUGCAGAGCGUUUAGGCAGCUGGCUUUUUUUACUGGACCGACAGUUAAAAACUUUUACAGUCGGAGGACUUCUAAAUGCGACUUUUGGAAACGCGACAGAGUUGAUAAUAUCAAUGUAUGCAUUGAAAAGUGGAAUGAUUCGUGUAGUGCAGCAGUCACUAUUAGGCUCAAUUCUGUCCAAUACUUUACUAGUGCUUGGAUGUGCAUUUUUUGGCGGUGGAAUUGUUCAUUCUAAUAAAGAGCAGCUUUUCGACAAGGGAACUGCAGGGAUGAAUUCAGGGUUGCUUUUAAUGGCAGUUAUGUGCUUGUUGUUCCCCGCUGUCCUCCAUGUUACACACACUGAAGUGCAUUUCGGGAAAUCAGAGUUGGCACUUUCCAGAUUUAGCAGCUGCAUUAUGCUUAUAGCGUAUGGCGCGUAUCUAUUUUUUCAGCUGACCAACCAAAAGAAUCUUUACAUGCCGAUGGCCGAGGAAGAGGAUCAUAUUGAUGGAAGUGCAGAUGAUGAAGAAACUCCGGAGAUAUCGAAAUGGUGGUCAAUCCUAUGGCUUUCUGUUAUGACACUAUGGAUAGCUGUCCUAUCAGAGUACCUUGUUAAUACCAUAGAAGGAGCAUCCGUUGCAAUGAAUAUUCCUGUAGCAUUUAUUAGUGUGGUAGUGCUUCCCAUUGUUGGAAACGCUGCGGAGCAUGCCGGAGCUGUCAUGUUUGCCUGCAAAGACAAGCUUGAUAUAUCUUUGGGAGUUGCAAUAGGUUCAUCAACACAGAUAGCCAUGUUUGGGAUCCCAUUCUGUGUUGUAGUCGGAUGGAUAAUAGGCUCACCGAUGAAUUUGGACUUCCAAAUGUUUGAAACAGCUACACUUUUUAUGACUGUCCUUGUAGUAGCUUUCAUGCUGCAGGACGGGACGUCUAAUUACUUUAAAGGGCUGAUGCUCCUUUUCUGCUAUCUGAUAGUUGCAGCAAGCUUCUUUGUACAUAUAGAUCCGGAGUCUAUACAGGACAAGCCACAAAAACAUAUAGGAUAAAUGAGUAAUUUGGUGCUAAAGCUGAAGGCCUAACAAAGACUUGCUUGAGAAGAAGAGUCCCCUUUGACAAUACUGAACAAUGAGUUUGAUAAAGAUUCAUCUAUCUUGUUAUAGCUCAAGGUUUAGUUUUCUCCUAAGUUGCGCAAGACUCUUCAUUUUGAUGCCACACCCGUGUCAGAUUCUUCAAAAAUAUACUAUUUUGGGGGAAUCCGACACAUACCUGAUGACAUUUUUUGAAGAGUCCGAGCAACAUUGGUUUUCUCUAUCCAAUUAAUCGAGCAGCUAGCUUCUUGCUUUCGCAGUUUUGAUAUGCCUACGUGAGUUAUUAGGCUCUAUAUAUAGUAUCAAGGAUGAUAAUUGUUAUGUUUUCUUUUUGCCUUAGAUAUGGCAGGAUGUAAGUAUUAUCAAAUUAGAUUGUAAGCAGAAUGUAAGGUUCAUUUUUCUAACAUUAUUAAAGCAGGAUGCAUUAUUUUUGUCA
This is a messenger RNA of Solanum pennellii, 2041 nucleotides long. Its product is annotated as vacuolar cation/proton exchanger 3-like. Bases 241 to 1563 code for a protein of 440 amino acids. The transcript is spliced from 13 exons. Gene Ontology annotation, biological process: intracellular calcium ion homeostasis; calcium ion transmembrane transport. Gene Ontology annotation, cellular component: plant-type vacuole membrane. The record is from RefSeq and is a predicted model, not a curated record. Gene Ontology annotation, molecular function: calcium:proton antiporter activity. NCBI's taxonomy places the organism in Eukaryota, Viridiplantae, Streptophyta, Magnoliopsida, Solanales, Solanaceae.